Messenger RNA from Oncorhynchus masou masou (cherry salmon), 664 nucleotides. RefSeq lists its product as uncharacterized. The record is from RefSeq and is a predicted model, not a curated record. The annotation marks the transcript as partial. Lineage: Eukaryota; Metazoa; Chordata; Actinopteri; Salmoniformes; Salmonidae. The transcript has a single exon.
UUUACUCUGUUUGCUACUCUCACACCGAGUCCUGCCCCCCUCACACCGAGUCCUGCCCCCUCACACCAAGUCCCCCCCCUCUCUCACACCAAGUCCCCCCUCUCACACCAAGUCCCCCCUCUCACACCAAGUCCCCCUCUCACACCAAGUCCCCCUCUCUCACACCAAGUCCCCCCCCUCUCUCACACCAAGUCCCCCCUCUCACACCAAGUCCCCCCCUCUCACACCAAGUCCCCCCCCUCUCACACCAAGUCCCCCCUCUCACACCAAGUCCCCCCUCUCACACCAAGUCCCCCCUCUCACACCAAGUCCCCCCUCUCACACCAAGUCCCCCCCUCUCACACCAAGUCCCCCCCCUCUCACACCAAGUCCCCCCCACUCUCACACCGAUUCCCCCCACUCUCACACCGAUUCCCCCCCACUCUCACACCGAUUCCCCCACACCGAUUCCACUCUCACACCGAUUCCCCCCCCACUCCCCUCCCCACUCUCACACCGAUUCUCCCCCCCACUCUCACACCGAGUCCCCCCACUCUCCACACCGAUUCCCCCCACUCCCUCCCCACUCUCACACCGAUUUCCCCCCCCCACUCUCACACCGAGUCCCCCCUCUCACACCGAGUCCCCCCUCUCACACCGAGUCCCGCCCCUCUCACACAGCUAG